This is a messenger RNA of Petromyzon marinus (sea lamprey), 1278 nucleotides long. NCBI's taxonomy places the organism in Eukaryota, Metazoa, Chordata, Hyperoartia, Petromyzontiformes, Petromyzontidae. The record is from RefSeq and is a predicted model, not a curated record.
UCACACACCCAACAAACUCGCCCAUCCUCCGAUCGCGAACAAUAUAAUGCCGUCCACAGCCAUCACCACCACCACCCAACCACCACCUCACGACCACGAACACCAAUUCCAUCUCGCCCAGCCCAGAGACGAUGAUGAUCUGGAGUCGGGAUCUUGGCAUCGCCGCCGCCGCCGUUACCGCUGAUGGUGGUGGUUGGCGCUGGGUGGCGUGGGGGGCCGUGGGGGGCUGCCUGGCCGUGGGGGGCCUCUGGCUGUGGCUGAGCAGGAGGAGGGAGGUGAGGGUGCGUGUGGGCACGGUGUCUGCGCUGGCGAUCUUCCCCGUCAAGUCGUGUCGCCCGCUGGCGCUCACCGAGGCCGCGUGCGGCCCCAGGGGCAUGUCCCUUGGGCCCGUGAAAGACAGGCACUGGCUCGUGGUGACGGAGCAGAGCGGCGCCCAGGUGACGGCUCGCCAGGAGCCACGCCUCGUUCUGGUCGAGGUCACGUGGGACUCGAGCGACGCCGGCCUCCUGCGCUUCACGGCGCCCGGCGUGGCCGCCGCCCUGGCCGUGCCCAUCUCGCUGCCGCCCACCAACCCCGUCCGCACGUGCAGGGUGUUUGGCAUGGACGUGCCAGGCCGCGACUGUGGCGACGAGGCUGCGGCCUGGUUCACGGCGUUCCUGGCGAGCGCCGCCCCGCUCCGCCUCGUCCACUUUGAGGACGACAUGGAGGCCCGGCAGCUGCUCCGGAUGUCCGCGCCGUGCAUCCCCCUCAUCGCCCACACCCCCGCCGACAAGGUGGCCUACUCAGACUACAGCCCCUACAUGUUGAUGACCGAGGCGUCGAUGGAAGACCUCCACGCCAAGCUGGAGAAGAAAACUGUCUCCCUUCGCAACUUCAGGCCCAACAUCGUCGUGAGCGGCUGUGCGGCGUUCGACGAGGAUUCGUGGGAGCGGCUGGAGAUCGGCACGGUGCGGCUGAGGAAGCUGAAGCGAUGCGACCGGUGUGUGCUCACCACUGUUGACCCGGACACGGGAGUCAAGGACGGCAAGGAGCCUCUGGAGACUCUCCGCAGCUACCGUCUGUGCGAGCCCACGGAGAAGCACGUGUGGGGCACCGCGCCAUUCUUCGGGGUGAACUUCACCAUCGAGCGCCUGGGCGUGAUGCGUGUGGGGGACCCGGUGUUCCGUGUGCUCCGCUAGGCGCCGCAGCGCCGCCACGGCAGCACCGCAAGGCCACCGCCACGGCACCGCCACAGCACCACCACCGCACCACCACCGCACCACCACCGCACCACCACAG